This is a messenger RNA of Penicillium cataractarum, 879 nucleotides long. RefSeq lists its product as uncharacterized. The coding region runs from base 1 to 879 and encodes 292 amino acids. Lineage: Eukaryota; Fungi; Ascomycota; Eurotiomycetes; Eurotiales; Aspergillaceae. The record is from RefSeq and is a predicted model, not a curated record. The transcript has a single exon.
AUGGAGACCCGAACGGAAACAUACACACGCCACCAACUACCCUCGGCACGGCAAGGCCGAAUGAAGAUUGACUCGCUGCUAAACCCUUCUGCUGACGGCGGGCUGGACGAGCACAGCAGCACGACGGGGUCGCCAUACAGCCAGCACGCGACAAUGUCAUCCUCGUCGCACAGCAACGGCUACGCACAUUCACCGGGCUACCCACCAUCCCCGAACCAGUAUUGGUAUGGACGUCAAGGCUACCACGACAACAGCCCGGGCGCAGCAUCAACCGCCACGACGCACGUUAGCAGUGGCAGCGGUAGCUCACACCAUCAACAUCAUGCUCAUCAUCACCAGCACCAGGGUCAAGGACAUCAUCAGAGUCAGCAUUCAUCAAGUGGACAGCACCACCAUCACCACAUGUUCCUGUCCUACCGACCCACGAACGGGUCUACCCACUCAUCGCCGGACCCGUACCACCCACGCGAGCGGUAUGACUCCGUCUCCUCCAGCUCCAGCAACAACGGCGACCGGCGACGGCCGCCACGCCCCAAGUACGAAGAAGAAGAGAUGUACUUCAUCUGGUACCACCGCGUCGACCUGUGUCAGGAGUGGAAGGAAGUACGCGAGAGUUUCAACCGUCAAUUCCCCAGUCGACAGCGGCGCGGGUUCCAGGGCAUCCAGUGCAAAUUCUACCGAUUCAUCAAGGAGAAGAAGUGCCCGACGCUUCGGGAGCAACGACGGAUGCGAGAUGGCGAGUUCCUUCGGGAGGGUGCUUCGAUGGGGGCUGAUUCGGGGGCUCCACGAUUUGGUGUGAGGGAAUGGGCCAAUGUGUGGUAUCCUUGGAUGCGCGAGGAUACAGAGAUGGGCCAGAGUCAGUCGCGUAUGUCGACGUGA